Molecule: messenger RNA, 993 nt
Organism: Entamoeba invadens IP1
Lineage: Eukaryota; Evosea; Mastigamoebida; Endamoebidae
Product: intracellular ribonuclease LX precursor, putative
Exons: 1
Coding region: 1-993 (330 amino acids)
Biological process (GO): RNA catabolic process
Cellular component (GO): extracellular region
Molecular function (GO): RNA binding; ribonuclease T2 activity
Source: RefSeq, a predicted model, not a curated record
AUGUUGUUCUUUUUAUUAAUUUUGAUUCCUUAUGCUUUGUGUCAACCAGAUUCUUCCCCCCAUUCUUCAGGUUCUGAAUAUCCAUCAACAUCUCAACAAACAUCGGAAGGAGCAAAAGCCAAAUCAAAAGGAAGGAAACAAAGGGAACAAUGGAAAAAAACAAAUGAAGAGAAAACAUCUUCAGAAGAAGGUGCAACAUCAAAACUCAAACAUCCAAUUGCUUACCCAACAGAAACAACACCAUUUGGCAAAACAAUUAUAAUUUUGAAAUAUUAUGACAUGUGCAAUUAUUACAGAUCUUAUGUGAGGUUGUCUGACUACUAUUUGUUUGUUUUGUUUUGGCCAAUCAAGUGCUACGAUAUUGUUUGCUCUCUUCCACAGACUACAAUGAAAUUAGAGGAAGAAUUUAUGUUCCAUGGAUUUUGGCCACAAUUUGAUUCAAACAAACAUAUGCAGUGUUGUAAAAACAAUUUUAUGAUUGAAAACGUUGAGGCGAUGAUGAAGAGUGAUGAAGUUAUAAAGGAAUUUGUUUUGAGUGAUUGGAUGUCACUUGAAAAGUGUGUGUUUUCGACUUUUCAAAUGGACAAACAUGGUAGCUGUUCGUAUGACAUAUAUAAAGGACCAAACGGCCCCAAACAAUAUAUCGAAACAAUGAUGUUUCUCAAAAGUCAAUUCAAAGUGUGGUCGUUUCUCAAGGAAAGCGAAUUAAAAGUUGAGACAAACAAAAUGUAUGAGAAGGAAACAUUAAGGAAAGUAUUGAGAAAUAGAUAUGGAGCCAAUCCAACGUUUAACUGUAUUGACAAUACAAAUAUAAUGGAAAUUAGAUUCUGUUUUGAUCCAAAAAGAAACAAAAUGCACCCUCCUUUGAUAGAAUGUUCUCAAAGAAUAUAUGCAUAUGAAAAGAGAAAAUGUGGGGAUAAAGUAAUGUUUUUAGACUUCCCAAAAUAUUUACUUGACCUUGAAAAUGUUCAAAGAAAUAACUGUGUAAUGUGA